AUGGAUAACGAUUUGAUAAAGCCCAUUCUGGACGCCCUGUCCGCGUCCGAUGCGCCCGUCCUCGCCAGCAAUGCCUUCCCCUCCGUCCCCUCAUUGAAGGUCAAAAGUGCGCUCGACCGCCUUGGCGCCCGGCAGAUGGUUGAUUGGAAGGCUCUGGAUAAGGAAAUUCUUACCCUCACCGCUGAGGGCCAGGAGGUUGCCGCCAAUGGCAGUCACGAAGCUAAGGUCUUCGCCGCCGUUGUCGCCGCCCUGGACGGAUUGAAGAUCACCGACUUGCCCGGAAUUGUGGGCAAGGACAACGCCAAAGUUGGCCAAGGAAAUGCUUUCAAGCGUGGCUGGAUCAAGAAGGAUAAGGAUCUGCUCCGGGCCUCCACAGACUCGAUUGUCGACGAAACGCAACAGCACCUGCUCACAGUACAAAAAACUAAGACCCUGGGCGAUUCAAAGGUCCUCCAAGAUCUCAAGCGGAGAAAGCUGGUCUCUCUGUCAAAGGAGCACGAUUACGAAAUCAUCAAGGGUCCCAACUACGCCCGAGAAUUCGUCAAGGAGGAGACCGACCUUACUCCCGAGAUGAUCGCCAGUGGCUCGUGGAAGGAGAAAACCUUCAAGCCCAAGAACUUCAACGCCAAGGGUGCUAGCACCCCGUCCGGUACUUUCCACCCUCUGAACAAGGUGCGACAAGAGUUCCGCAACAUCUUCUUCGAAAUGGGCUUCGAGGAGAUGCCCACCAACCGCUUCGUGGAAACCGGUUUCUGGAACUUCGACGCUCUCUUCGUGCCCCAGCAACACCCUGCCCGUGAUCUCCAAGAUACGUUCUACAUCUCCGACCCAGCCGUGGCCGACGGCCCCCGUGCAGACGCCCCCAACGACCCACAUGCCCCCAAGUCAAAGGACUCCGAGAAGCCCCUCGACUACCAACAGUACUGGGACAAUGUGCGUGAAGUGCACGAGCACGGCAAGUUCGGCUCCAUCGGCUACCGCUACCCGUGGAGCGCGGACGAGUCUCUGCGACUCGUGCUCCGCACGCACACUACCUCUAUCUCCACCUAUAUGCUGCACAAGCUGGCUGCCAACCCUCGGCCAGCCCGCUAUUUCAGUAUCGACCGUGUGUUCCGAAAUGAGGCAGUUGACGCCACCCACUUGGCUGAGUUCCACCAGAUCGAGGGUGUUAUUGCGGACUUCGGUUUGACUCUCGGUGGUCUGAUCGGUUUCAUGGAGGUCUUCUUUGCCAAGAUGGGUAUUCACCAGCUGCGCUUCAAGCCCGCUUACAAUCCUUACACUGAGCCCAGUAUGGAGAUCUUCGGCUACCACGCCGGUCUGGGUAAGUGGGUUGAGAUUGGUAACAGUGGUAUGUUCCGGCCCGAGAUGCUGGAAUCCAUGGGUCUGCCCAAGAACCUGAGAGUCUACGGAUGGGGAUUGAGUCUGGAGAGACCUACUAUGAUCAAGUACGCUGUCAGCAAUAUCCGUGAACUCCUCGGCCACAAGGUCGACCUCAACUUCAUCGAGACGAACCCGGCUGUGCGUCUGGAGAAGGACUAA
This is a messenger RNA of Penicillium soppii, 1539 nucleotides long. Its product is annotated as phenylalanine--tRNA ligase subunit alpha. Gene Ontology annotation, cellular component: phenylalanine-tRNA ligase complex; cytosol; cytoplasm. Bases 1 to 1539 code for a protein of 512 amino acids. The transcript has 2 exons. Gene Ontology annotation, molecular function: phenylalanine-tRNA ligase activity; tRNA binding; ATP binding. Lineage: Eukaryota; Fungi; Ascomycota; Eurotiomycetes; Eurotiales; Aspergillaceae. The record is from RefSeq and is a predicted model, not a curated record. Gene Ontology annotation, biological process: phenylalanyl-tRNA aminoacylation.